Menidia menidia (Atlantic silverside) is the source of this 1191-nucleotide messenger RNA. The record is from the annotation of a GenBank genome assembly. Lineage: Eukaryota; Metazoa; Chordata; Actinopteri; Atheriniformes; Atherinopsidae.
AUGAGCCCGGUCUGUAAUCCUGUCUCCUCUCUCAGCUUCACAAUGUUCCAGCUGCUCCCGGGUCAGCACCAGCCCGCUGGACACCGAGGCCGCAAGACCCGCCUGGUCACCAAGGAUGGCCACUGCAACAUUGAGUUCGGCAACAUAGAGUACAGCAACCACUUUGCCUUCCUGGUGGACUUCUGGACCACCUUUGUGGAGAUCCGCUGGCGCUUCGUCCUCCUGCUGUUUGUGGCCGCCUUCACGGGCAGCUGGUUCCUCUUCAGCCUGCUCUGGUACUGGAUCGCAAAGACCAACGGGGAUCUGACGGAGCAGAACCGCACAGAGGAGCACAUUCAGUGCGUAGACAAUGUUAACGGCCUGACUACGGCAUUCCUGUACUCCCUAGAGACCCAGACCACCAUUGGGUACGGUGGGCGGGCCCUGACGGGCCACUGUGCGGGAACAGUGGCUCUGAUCAUCGUCCAGUCUCUGGUGGGAGUCUUCAUCAACUGCUUCAUGUGUGGGGUCAUCCUAGCCAAGAUCUCCUUACCCAAAAAGAGGGCAAAGACUGUCAGCUUCAGCAGGACAGCAGUCAUCUGCUUAAAGAAAGGAAGUCUGUGUCUGCUGCUGAGAGUGGCCAACCUCCGAAAGACCUUGUUGAUUGGAAGUCAGAUCUAUGGGAAGCUGCUGAGGACCACAGCCACUCCGGAUGGUGGGACCAUCAUCCUGGAUCAGGUGGACGUUGACUUCAUGGUUGACGCUGGCAAGGACAACUUGUUCUUUGUGUGUCCUCUGACCCUCUACCACAUGAUCAAUAAGUCCAGUCCGUUCUACGAGCUGUCCGCCGACACCCUCCCCCAGCAGGACUUUGAGCUGGUGGUCUUCCUGGACGGUACAGCCGAAUCCACCAGCUCUUCCUGCCAGGUCCGGACCUCCUACACCCCACAGGAAAUCCAGUGGGGCUACAGCUUCCUUCCCAUCAUUUCCCACACCAAGACAGGGAAGUACUGUGUGGAUUUCUCAAACUUUUCCAAGAGUGUGCGGGUCUCUACGCCACACUGUGUCCGCUGCUUCGAGUCGGACGCAGACCAGAGAAACCACAACAGCCACAACACGGAGGGCCACAGCGACCAGCUCAAACUGGGCAUCGACAACCUCGGCUUCCAGGUGAUCGACAUCCACGACUCUGUGGAUGUCACCAAGAUGUGA